AUGGUCAACCUCUAUGAAGAAAAAUUGAGUAACAAAGAAUUAGAGUUUUUAGUAAACGAUACGGUGUUUAGCAAAGAGGAAAUAUCUGCACUCUUUGAAAGAUUUGUAUAUUUAGAUCGGAAAGAAUGCGGAUUUUUAAGUUUUACAGACUUUGAAAUGAUACCAGAAUUUAACUGUAAUCCUUUUAGACAUUUACUGCUUCAAAAUACAGAAGAUAGUGAGAAUGACUUUGAGAAGAUGAAUUUCGGAUAUUUUCUUGACUUUCUUUCGAUAUUCCAUAAAGAUUCUUCUCGAGUUAAGAGAAUUCACUAUCUUUUUAAAAUAUUUGAUUUAGAUAAAAAUCACAGACUUGAUAAGAAUGUGUUAAUAAAAAUCUUUGAAAAGAUGGGAAUCGAACCUACUGAGAGUGAAAUAGAUGAUGUAUUGAGUUAUGAUUCUGGUCAUAAAGGAUAUUUAGAUAUUGUUGAUUUUACUAAAUUUUAUAAUGAAGAUGAAAAUUUAGACAAUUUAAUGAUAUUUGAUUUUACUAAAAUAGCGCCAGAACCUGAAAAACCUGCAACUUUUUGGGACAUUUUCGGUUUUUAUUAA
Molecule: messenger RNA, 588 nt
Organism: Hepatospora eriocheir
Lineage: Eukaryota; Fungi; Microsporidia; Hepatosporidae
Source: the annotation of a GenBank genome assembly